UUGUGUUGACAAUCCUGACGCAAUCGCGCCAAAGUUUAAUACAGGACGAUGAGGUUAUGUUUUGUGUUGUAUUUCAUUUCGUUGUUGUUAGCCCCUUUGUUAUUAGUUACAAUGUUUUAUGAAGCGAGAAGAGCAGAAACUUGAGAAGAAGUGAACUGCAAUUUAAACUCAAGUAAAAACCAGAAGUGAGGCGAAAUUGAAAUUUCGUAAAAGAAAAAAGAUUGUGAACAACUGGAACAAUGAACAGUCAGCAAGAAACAAGGUUAAUGCAAAGUUAUGAUGAAAACCCUCUUAUAAUACUGAAAAAUAUUAAAGAAGUGAUUAAUAAGUUAGGAUAUUGUCAUGUAUCUGAAUUAGAAGCAUUAUUAAAAGAUGUCAUGUUCUCCUUGUUAACUGCAGCGCAGAAGAUAUAUGCAAAAAAUACAUCAAUUGUUCAGUCCAAUAGUGGUGACGUACUGGAAAUCAUUCGAUCCAACUUUCAGGUGGCCAUACACUUAAUGGAUACAUUGAACGUUAUUCUGCAGCAUGUACUGAAAAUUAGCAGUGAAGUUUUUAAUCUUGUUGCAAGUGUACCUGUCAGUAUGGCUGACGUAUUGUUUCUUACGUUCGACCAUUGUAAACGCAGUCAGAAGAUCUACACUUGUUAUUAUAAAUCUGUUGAAGAAAUUGUAGUGUUGUUCAGAAAAUCACAAGAAGUAUAUACAAAAUACUUGAGUUUUUUGGAUACACAUUUAACCAUAGAUUUUUUUAACGAAACACAUGUAGUUGCCUAUAAAAAAAUUGUAGACACUAUUCUUGAAAUCAGCAGAACAUUAUCGGGUGUUAAUAUGAAGUCUAUGGCAGACAGUUGGAAAGGUUUUAUUGGAUUCGUGCAAAAAACACCUAACAAUGGUGUUCUUUCGUUGAAUUUAUCUCCAGCGAUUCAAAUUUUGACUGAGGAAAUAAAUAAUAAUUUACAAUUGUUAACUGAAGGGGAGGUACCAGAUUCAGUCAAAUUCAAUCAAAAUUUUAAAGUGACAGGAUUUCUUGUAAAGGUGGUGUUAAAGUUGUUUGAAACCGGUUUAAAUCUUACAGAUAGCUAUGAAGAUAUACUUAUAUUUUGGGUUAUGAUUUUUAGUUGGCAUGAUGGUUUCUUUCGCACUAAUAAUUUUCCUGAACAAAUUGUAGACUGUGUUUCUGCUAUAUUUCAUUUGUCAUCAGAGUCUAAAACACCCUCAAUGAAGGACAGCGGUUUUUUAAAGUUCUGUGUCAUGCAUGAGAAAUUUCCAACGUCUAAACAAAAUUUUGGCUUUUUAAUUCUUAUAAAUCUGUUAAUGAAAGAAUUACCACAACUGAUGGAACAUGAACAAGAGUUGGUAAACGAGUUUAAAAUAAUUUUUUUGAUUCGACAAGUUUUAAAUUUAACAAGAAGUUGUUACGUGGAAUAUUAUUACGACUACGAUUCGGAUUUCUAUGAUGAAUUUAUUAUGAAUGUUGCUGUGGUGAUAUUACUGUUUCCAAAUCAGUUCUGGGAAAUAGAAGAUAUACUAAUGGAAUGUGUAGUAGGAGAACAUAUAUGGACGUCAUUGAUUGUAACUGACAUUUGGUGCUUAGUUUUAAAAUAUUCUACAGACAAAGUUUGUCAAUUGACGUUAAAUACUCUUAUUAAAAAGAUUGGAGAGCUUGGUUUAGGCGUGUUUCAUGAAACAUCAGCCAUAAUACGAUUGAAAGUUCUUGUUCAACGCAUCCUCACGAGUCUUUCAAAUGCUGGUCGUCAUAACGAGGUAGCAAAAUACAGUCCAUCAGAUCAGUUGUCUGUGUGGAAAAUUUUGACUUGUAGAAGUGUUCCUUUAAGUUACAGAUAUUAUGUAGAAUUCUUCAUGAGUGACAUCUUUGAAAAAAUGGAUAUUAUUGAAAAAGAAGAUUAUACGUAUAGUGAUAUUCUAAAUUUGAUGGAAAUUGUGGGUAUAGUUUCCUACACAAAAUUUAACGAUCUUGAAAUAAAUACUACGAAAUUAUUGCCAGUAGUUAUGCAUUUAUGGUCUUUUGAUAUGCAUGAUGUGCACUCUACGAAUGUAUUUUUUAAAUACUUUUUGUCUAAAUUAAUAAGGAUCACAGUAGCAGUAAGUGGAGAAUUAACUAGUGACGAUCUUCAUCUUAUUUUAGCCCAGCUGAAAGUUUUAUUGACCGGUUCUAUAUCUAAAAUAUUAAUUAAUGAUAUUUUACAUGAAGUAGCGAAAAGAAAUUUUAAUCACUUACCAGAUAAACAUCCAUUACUCUCAUUAAUUUAUGAAAUAUUUAAAAUUUUGUUGAAUGAUAAAAACAUAAUUAUUGUUCAGUUAGCUUUGGAGAGCUUCAUUAACAUGCUUAACGGUGAUAGUAGUUAUGAAAUUGCAAUAAACAAAGUAAGUAAUAACUCAUUAAAAUCAAAGCAGGACAUUGUUUAUUACUCACAGAAAUGCGCUGCUAAAUUGAAAUAUAAUUUCAAAAAUCUCGAAAAUAUUCAGAGCGAUAAAUGUCAACAUCAUUGUGGUUUCACAAAUUCUUAUCAACCUGCCUGUAAAAAAAUUAAAAUCGAUGAUGCAGAUGCUGUUAUCAGUAAUUUGAAGGAUAACACAGAAAAAUUGUUGAAUGUUAGUAAAUGUGAAUUAACUACCAAGCAAAGGAGUGAUAUUAAAAUUGUCAUAGAUAAACUUGGAAUAUUGUUAUGAUAAUGAAUACUUUGUAUAAGACUAUUAAAUUCUUUUACUUAA
Messenger RNA from Zophobas morio, 2732 nucleotides. RefSeq lists its product as uncharacterized. The record is from RefSeq and is a predicted model, not a curated record. The transcript has 13 exons. Bases 240 to 2690 code for a protein of 816 amino acids. NCBI's taxonomy places the organism in Eukaryota, Metazoa, Arthropoda, Insecta, Coleoptera, Tenebrionidae.